Molecule: messenger RNA, 2311 nt
Organism: Myripristis murdjan (pinecone soldierfish)
Lineage: Eukaryota; Metazoa; Chordata; Actinopteri; Holocentriformes; Holocentridae
Exons: 10
Coding region: 1-1980 (659 amino acids)
Source: RefSeq, a predicted model, not a curated record
AUGGUGGUGGUGGCACCCCACAACCACGGCUGCACCCACAACAAUCAUGGCUGCACCCACAACAACCACGGCUGCAGCCACAACAACCACGGCUGCACCCACAACAACCACGGCUGCAACAACAACAACCACGGCUGCACCCACAACAACCACGGCUGCACCCACAACAACCACGGCUGCACCAACAACAACCACGGCUGCACCCGCAACAACCACGGCUGCAGCCACAACAACCACGGCUGCACCCACAACAACCACAGCUGCAACAACAACAACCACGGCUGCACCCACAACAACCACGGCUGCACCAACAACAACCACGGCUGCACCCACAACAACCACGGCUGCACCAGCAACUACCACGGCUGCACCCACAGCAACCACACCAUACUACAAUAUCAAUCCUGGGUGGUGGUGGUGGCACCCCACAACUACAGCUGCACCCAGAACAACCACACCAUACUACCCUAUCGCUUCAUGGUGGUGGUGGCACUCCAAAACCACGGCUGCACCCACAACAAUCACGGCUGCACUAACAACAACCACGGCUACACCCACAACAACCACAGCUGCACCCACAACAACCACGGCUGCACCCACAACAACCACGUUGAUGCGCCUGCUCCAUCUUGCCGUGUGGGAGACUACUUGCCACAGUUCCUGCACCCAACACCCGCCAAUGGAGAACGCCUCCAUGCUGAAGCCAACAAAGAGGUGGAGAUCAGAGUCAAAGCACAAGCUAACUAUGCAACACUAGAAGGUAUCAUCAUCAGUGGGCCCCUGCGUGUCACCAAGCACCGGACCACACAUAAUGAGUUUGCCAUCAGAUGGACCCCUGCCACAGAUGAUGUAGGAGAUCAUUUCCCCAUUUGCUUUGCUGCCGAAGCAAAAGCAGGGUCUCGCGUCUAUCAGUCUGAGAUGCGAUGUGUCUUGGUGGUUGUCGUGCAGGACAGUGUCAAAACCAACGUCAUCUGCCAGGAGUCCACCAUGACAGUAGAGGUGGAGAGAGCCUCAUUAUCUGGAAUUCGCGUGGAUCAUCUCCGGCUUAAUGAUCGCAGCAACACAGCAUGCAGCCUGCAGUCCCACUCCAACAGCACUCACAUCGUCGCUGUCAUCCCCCUCAACUCCUGUGGCACUCAGAUUGAGGAAGAUGAUGAUAACUUACUCUUCAAGAAUGAGAUCACCACCAUCGAUGAUGUCAGCACCCUCAUCACCAGGAAACACCUGCUGGAGGUGGAGUUCUACUGCCAGUACCCCAAGAGAGGAAAUGUGACACUGGGCUUCACCGCUCACAGGAGCAGCUUCACCAUGUGGGAGAAAGGCUUCGGCACGUUCACCUACGAGUUUGAGUUCUUCCACGGCAGCAGCUUCCAGAGAAUGAUGGAUCCCAGUUUGUACCCGCUGGUGUAUGAUGUGGGGGAGAGGAUCUACAUGCAGAUAGAGGCCAUAUCUUCCAUCAACAACACUGAGCUGUUUGUUGAGUCCUGCAGAGCUGCACCAUACGACAACCCAAACUACACACCCACCUACUCCAUCAUUGAAAACGGGUGUGAAGUGGACGCGACCACUCAAAUCCACUCACCGAACCACCAAAACCAUUUCAGCUUCAGCAUGGAGGCCUUCAAGUUCAUUGGGAAGCAUGACCAGGUGUACAUCAGCUGCUCGGUCAUGGUGUGUGAAGCAGGGAACCCCAACACCAGGUGCUCUCAGGGAUGCAUCAAGUCCACAUCUCCUCAGUCUUACAGUCACCAUCGUGGCAAGAGAGAGGCCAUCAUCCAAACUGCAAAGCACUUUGUUUCCCAGGGACCCCUGCGCUUGAGGUCAUCUGAGAGCACAGCGACCAACCUGAACCUGAACCUGAAUCUGGUAUUCAUCGCUGGAUGUCUUCUCGCAGCGGUUGGCAUGAUCUGUGCAGUGGUCAUUUACAAAAGCAAAGCGUCAAAGAUCAAAUAUCAGCCUUUGCCGUCAUUUGAAAAUUAAAACAGCAGUGUGUGCAGUGCAUCACAUGUGGUGACCACAGUGAAAAGCUGUGGGAGCCAACUUCUCGUUUGGACACUAUUUUUUUUCACAGUAUAUCAAAAUUGUGGUGUUGAAGUCUGUAUUUUCUCCUCUACUGGUAACUGAUGAUUUAUUAUGAAAAAAAAAUUGAUUUGUCUUACAUACGGGUUGCAGAUGACUCUGAGAAACUUUUUAUGUAUCUUUGUAUGUGCCUACUGUGUGUUUUUGUAAGCUAAAAGAGGAAAUACAUAGAAGACUGUGACUACAGGGUGAUCAGCAUGUAAUGCAGUUUCUGGGUGCUGUUUCAUUUCAU